Pectinophora gossypiella (pink bollworm) is the source of this 4213-nucleotide messenger RNA. RefSeq names its product ubiquitin conjugation factor E4 B (gene Ube4B). Lineage: Eukaryota; Metazoa; Arthropoda; Insecta; Lepidoptera; Gelechiidae. Gene Ontology annotation, molecular function: ubiquitin-ubiquitin ligase activity. Bases 151 to 3894 code for a protein of 1247 amino acids. The transcript is spliced from 20 exons. The record is from RefSeq and is a predicted model, not a curated record. Gene Ontology annotation, cellular component: cytoplasm; ubiquitin ligase complex; nucleus. Gene Ontology annotation, biological process: protein polyubiquitination.
CCAACAAACGUCAAACAACCAAUCUCAGCUGAGAGGUGACUGACUGCUUGACGUUGUGUGGCUUGCUCCUGUGUUCUUUCAUGUUGAGAAUUAUUGUGGGUAAAUUCUGAGAAAUAGUUUUUGCAGUUAUACGUACAAGAUUCCUUCAUCAUGAGUGAACUAAGUCAAGAGGAGAUCAGAAGACGUCGGCUAGCAAGGCUAGCAGCACUCAGCAGCCCCGCGGGGGCUACGACCCCCGCCAGCCCUCCCGUGACCCCGGGUGCCUCGGCCCCCGACGCACAGACAUCCCCACAGACCCCUGCACACUUUUCCCCCGUCGCGGCGCCGCGAGGCUCCACCACUACUCCCUGCUCACCUUCAGAUGCCACCAAUGCCAACAAAGAGCCAGCUUACUCAGACGCAGACAAUAAAAACAAAGUAUCUGAUGAGACCAAAAUACCAGCAGAUGGUAUAAUUGUUACUGAAAAAACUGACAAUAACUUACUAGAUGAAAUGCCUGACACAAAAAUGACAGACUUGUCUCAGACAAGACAGUACAAUAGUUUUGAUUCAAUGGGCCAUGAAGCUUUGUUAUUAAGAUGUGGACCCGUGAGAGUUGGGAGCUUACCACAGCCGACAGGUGGCUCAGAAGGAGCUUCCACAAGGGAAGACAGUACAUCUCGAUCAGUGUCACCACCUCAGUUUGCUGAACCAUCCCCAGUGCGACCGAGGCCAAGCAAUGCAUCUCCCAGUUGUUCACGGAGAUCCCUAUCCAUGGAAGUUGACGAUACAUCAGAACGAAAUUCACAAUCAGAACAGCAGCCUGAACCAAUGGAGAUUGAAGAUAAUGACUCAUCACAAUCACCGGCACGCAAGAUUUACAGACCUAGAACAGUGAGCUGUUCCGAACUGACGGAAGACCAGCUGCGGCACAUCAUCUCCAAGAUCCUGCAGGUGUCCUGGUCAGAGGAUAGUGCUGGAGGUAUUUUUGUGCCAUCUGUAGCAGCUUCUUUACUCGACAACCCUAAGUUAAGUCUGAAUGAAAUAGCAUCAGAAGCAGUCAUGGAUGUCAUCACACAGAUAGCUGAUGGCUCAGAUCCUCUAAACCAAAAACUCAUUGCAGUAUCUGAAACUUCAAAGAGAUUAAGUGAAGAUUGCGGAGAUGACACACUGACGAAUGGUCCUCUCGGAUCAGAAUCUGACAUAGAUAAAUCUGAGACAUGCCCGGCGCCAUCAUUGCCCAUGCCAAAAACCAUCCCCACUCAGGGUCUAGUUGUUAGUUAUAUUUUGAAAUUCUACAAUAACAUCAACAUAUAUGAAAGAGAACAUCCAAAGAAAAGUUCAGAACCGCCUCUGAGCGAUCUGCUGCUAAACUUGAGAUCGCUGCUAGUGAACCAUCUAGUGCUAGUCCUCCAGGGAGCCUUCGACCUGGAGAAGUGUCGGAAAUCGCCACUGCUACCUUACAUUCUGAUCGGAAACACUCCAAUAGGGCUCAUUCCGGAGCUGCUGCAAGGGACAUACGAGGAUAAGGAAGUUUUCGAAGAGGUGUUCGUGCCGCUGCUGAUGGGCAUCCGCGAGGAGAUGCGGCGCUGCGUGUCGGCGGCGGUGGGGCGCGGGCACGGCGCGGCGCUGCGCGCGCUGCGCUCGCUGUGCUCGCUGCGCUGCGGCGCGCGGCUGGCGGCGCGGCCGCUGUGCGCGCUGCUGGCGCGGCUGCCCAGCCUGUGCCCCGCGCCCGCCACCACGGCGCCCGGCCGGGAGAUCGCGCGCGCCAGUUUCCUGGGGCCUUUCUUUGCUAUAUCCCUAUUCGCGGAGGAGAACCCCCGCCUAGCGGAGCGGCUGUUCGCGACGGGCUCGGGCGACCGCAGCCUCGCGUUCGCCUUGCAGCGCGAGGUGGAGGCGAGCCGCAACACGCUGCACAACGUGUGCCACAACAUCCUGCUGUGCCCCGACGCGCGCGAGCCCUUCCUCAACUACUUCGCCGCCAUACUGCAGCGCAACGAGCGGAGGGCGCAGAUGCUCACGGAUGAAAGAUCGUUGGCAGGCGAUGGGUGGAUGCUGAACGUGUGCUCCGUGCUGCAGCUGCUGUCGGUGCGCAUCAAGCUGGAGCGCGUGUUCCCGCUGUACACGUUCCACCCGGACGCGGUGGCGCGCGUGCGCAACGACACGCGGCUUGGCUUCUCGGCCAACGAGGCGGCUGAUUGGCUCGCCGCGCUUAACGCGGACCCCGAGCACAAGUGGCCGGAGGCGAAGUUCCAGACGGUGUGCUGGUUCCUGACGCUGCACAUGCACCACGUGGCGCUCAUCCCCGCGCUGCACACGCACCAGCGGCGCAUCAGAGCGUUCCGCGACCUGCAGAAGGUGAUCGAGGAGAUGAUGGCGGGCGAGCCUGCGUGGAGGAACACCAUCGCCGCGCUGCGCAACCGCGAGCUGCUGCGCCGCUGGCGCCGGCAGAUCAAGAGGCUACACAGAUCGAAACAAUGCGCGGAAACGGCGCUUCUAGACUCGGAGCUGAUGCGUCGCAGCGUGCAGUUCUACUCGUCCGUGUGCGCCCUGCUGUGCCGCCUGCUGCAGCGGCAGCUGGGGGCGGCGGGGGCGGGCGCGGGGGCCGCGGGGCCCGCGGCGGGGGGGGGGGGGGGGGCCGGCGAGGGGCUGGCCGCGGACGCCUUCCGCGCCACGCCCGAGUGGUACGCCGAGGACGUCGCAGAGUUUAUGCUCUUUGCUGUGCAAUACGUGCCUCAGAUAGUGGCGGACUAUAUAGAAGACCCGAUCAUCACGUGGCUGCUGAGCGCCAUCUGCCACUCGCACCUUAUCAAGAACCCCUACCUCGUCGCCAAGAUCGUCGAGGUGCUCUUUGUCAUCAACCUCUCCGUGCCGCUCAAGCUAAAGAAUGUAUACGAAAAGUUCAUGGACCACCCGAUGUCGCAAACGCUGCUGGCGAGCGCGCUGAUGAAGUUCUACACGGACAUCGAGACGACGGGCCAGAGCACGGAGUUCUACGACAAGUUCACCAUCCGCUUCCACAUCAGCAUCAUUCUGAAGGGCAUGUGGGAGCGGCCUAUACAUAAACAGGCUAUCGUAAAGGAAUCACGCUCCGGGCGGCAGUUCGUGAAGUUCAUCAACAUGCUGAUGAAUGACACCACAUUCCUGCUUGACGAGUGUCUUACAUACCUGAAGCGCAUCCACGAGGCGCAGGAGUCGCAGCUGGCGGGCGCGGCGUCGGAGGCGCGCGCAAGGGCGCUGGCGCAGGACGAGCGCCAGUGCCGCUCCUACCUCACGCUGGCUAGGGAGACGGUGGACAUGCUGGAGUAUCUCACGGUAGAAAUCAAGGAGCCGUUCCUGCGGCCCGAGCUGGUGGACCGGCUCGCCUCCAUGCUCAACUUCAACCUGCAGCAGCUCUGCGGGCCCAAGUGCAACAACCUCAAGGUGCGCCGCCCCGAGAAGUACGGCUGGGAGCCGCGGCGGCUGCUGAGCCAGCUGGUGGACAUCUACCUGCACCUCGACUCGCCGCACUUCCACGCCGCGCUCGCCGCCGACGAGAGGUCAUUCCGCAAGCAGUUGUUCGAGGAGGCGGCAGUGCGGCUCGCCAAGUCCUGCAUUAAGACUCCCUCCGAGAUCGAGCGUUUCAAGGCCCUCGCAGACAACGCUUAUCAAAUCGCCAUAUCAAACCAACAAAAGAGCGACGAGUUCGCGGACGCGCCCGAAGAGUUCCGUGAUCCGCUCAUGGACACGCUCAUGUCGGACCCCGUCUACCUGCCCUCCGGAAAGGUGAUGGACCGGUCGGUGAUAUUGCGCCAUCUGCUCAACAGUGCUACCGACCCAUUCAACCGGCAGCCGCUCACUGAAGACCAACUUCGCCCAGCGACUGAACUAAAAGAGAAGAUCAUCCAAUGGCAGCGCGAAAAGAAGUCGUCGUAAGUCGUGAAAGCCAACGUAUAAAGUCUGAUGUAUAUAAUCUAAUACAUAAUAAAGACUUGCGCCGGUAUUCCGGUGCUACGCGGACUAUUGUCCACUUAGUAGGAGACUGAAAUAGCGCGGCGCUAAACUGAAAUGCUAUUUGGUUUUUAAUGAACACUUAUACUAACCAGUUUUACAUCGUGACUACACAAGAUAAUAGUGAUUUUAUUAUUUCCAAACACGAUACAAUGUAACAAGAUAUCAUUAAUGGUAACACCGACCAUAGCAUGUUCUCUAUAGUGCCCUGCUGUGCCCCAUUUCAGUUUCUUAGGUCCUUGUG